This is a messenger RNA of Plectropomus leopardus (leopard coralgrouper), 1151 nucleotides long. RefSeq names its product cofilin 1 (non-muscle), like (gene cfl1l). Gene Ontology annotation, biological process: actin filament depolymerization. Lineage: Eukaryota; Metazoa; Chordata; Actinopteri; Perciformes; Serranidae. The record is from RefSeq and is a predicted model, not a curated record. Gene Ontology annotation, cellular component: actin cytoskeleton. Gene Ontology annotation, molecular function: actin binding.
CUUCCUCAUAACCCUUCAGCAUUUUGACUGCUGCUGCCAUUUUUCUCUGCUGCCUGUUCCUUCACACAUCUGAAGAAAAAUGGCGUCUGGAGUAAAGGUUCAUGAUUGUGUGAAGGACCUCUUCCAAAAAAUGAAAGUGCGUACAGGUGAUACUUGUGAGGAAGACCGUCUGAGAUUCGUUACAUUUCUAAUCGACGAAGCAAAGGGCGAAAUUGUACCGGAUCUAAAAAUCCUUCAGAAAGACCUGUGUGGAGUGGAUGAUCACUUCAAGCACUUUAAGAAUCAGCUGGACGACAAGCAGUGCCGCUACGUACUGUACGACUGCCACUACGAAACCACUGAAACCGUAAAGGAGGACCUGGUCUUCCUAAUGUGGGCUGCUGAUUGUGCAGGGGUCAGACAGAAAAUGAGCUACGCCAGCUCAAAGGUCGCUCUUUCAAAGUGCUUUGAUGGUGUCAAGGUUAAUAAGAACAUCAAUGACUCUGCAGAAAUUGAAAGGGGUAGUUUCACAGAAUUGCUUGAGUGUGCUACUGGAAAAGUCAUCAUCUCACUUGAGGGCAAGCCCACGGGUCAAGGUUGUUCUCAACAGAGGGUUAAUUAAACAAACCAUCUUUCCCCUGUUUCAUAGCAUAAGAAAUCUAGAGGGAUAUUUGGAGGGGAAGGGGGCUUAAAGGGAAGGUUUGGGCUCUUGAUGGGAUUGGACUCCUUUUACACAAACCCCUGACGUUUGUCCCCUACUGAACUCUCAAGUCACUCCAGGCUGUGAAAUCAGUCUUAUUCAGAUGUAAUUUUAUUCCUUUUUUUUUUUUUGAGAUGGGGCUAUUUUCUGUUUCUUGACUCUUAGUACAUUUAUACUUCUCAUCUCAGUAAUUUCCUGUUUUUAUUUCCAUACACACUGUUUAAGAUCCCACCAUACCAUUGUACCUUGUGUGUAUGUUCACUGUAUCCUGUAAAAUAUCCCUAUGAGUUUACGAGGUUAAAAUGGCACAGCCUGUGUGUUUUGACGUGAAUCUGUUUUUCCUAGACUGUUACACAUUUACGAAUACCUAAUAAAGAUUUAAAAAAUUGUCCAACUUUUACAAAGAAACAAAGUUUUUUCUAAGAAAUGCUCCAAUGUCUGAAUAUUGUCAAAUAAAUUCAAUGCAACCAAA